GACGUUCAUUUGAGUUUCGCGGUUCGACGUGCUUGCCCACUUGGUCUUUCGGCUCUGGAGAAAACUAUUCGAAUCUGGUUAAAAGCAAUCUAAUUCCCAGCUACUCAGUUCAGUUUCGUUUCCCAGUCCAACUAUAAAAGUGCGCUGCAGUCUCUGUCAAACAACUGCAUUCAAAUAUAUAUGUUUAUGAUUGCCAAUUGCAUUUUCAUGAGCUAACUGUCUCGCAUCGCGUGUGAAAAGUUACAAACAAUACAAAAUUGCCAACGGUUAAUGUUAAUAUCGAGGCAAUUAUUAAAAAAAAAGUAAUUUGAUUGUCUGGCUUACGCAAGGCCAACUACAAUUACCAAUACUGCAACAAAAAAAACCAACUACAACAACCAAAACAAAUCAAAUAAAACAGCACAGAAAUCCCAAUUUGGAUUUAUUAAUAGCGCUGAAAAAACACAAAACAACAGUCGUUGCUGUAAAUAACACAACAAAUUGCCAUCAACAGCCAAUAUGUCGAUCGCCAGUGUUCACGGUCCCCAAAUCGCCGACAUCUGCAGUCCCUUGUCGCAUCACAAUCUGGGUUUGUCUGCGUCGUUGCCAGAUCUAGUUGGUAGUCCCCUAGAGAUCAGCAUGGACAACGUGUUGACCAUCGAGGAGCUGCGCCAGCAUAUGGGCUCCUGCUUCACCUGCGGCGUUUCCUGGACCGAUGAUCAUGUGUCCCUCGAUUGCAGCGAAUGCGGUGGUUACAGCCUGGAGCGUCCCUGUCCCCUUUGUGACGGCCAGUGCGGUGUCCAAUGGAAACGUGAUUUCGCCAUGUCUCAUGCCUGCAGUCAAGCCCGUUGGGUGGGCGUGUGCAUCAGUUAUCCGGAAGUUGUGGCUGGAGUACAGUUACCCGUUGGAGGUGCCGGUGGAGCUGCCACCUCAUGUGCCGCUGCCGCUGCGAAUCAACUGCGUUUGGCCCAGGAGCUUUGCUCUCGUCUGGAACAGCUGUCGACGUCAUCGGCUAGCAAAAGCGGACGCAUCUAGAGCGAGGUCUGCCCAACAGUUCCUUCGACAGCCAGACUGCAAACACGCCUCCACAUCAGCCACACCCCCACACACUCAGCCAUUCAUCCGGAUAGCAGAUAGAAGAUAUCAUAUAGCAGAUAGCUAUAGCAGAAACAGCUUCACCUCCUCUACACAAAAAAACACACAGUCUCACCCGUAAUUUAGGGCCUAAUUACUAAGCUUUUAAGUUGUUAGUUUUUAUUGUUGUGCAGCGUUGAGUCUUAAUUUUUUUUUUUUUUUUUUUUUUUUGCACAAAUUUACUUUUCUUUUGUUUUAUGAUUUCACCGGUUUCGUUUUCGUUUCGUUUGUUGUGUUGUGACUCUGCGAAAUGUUUAGCAGCUAAGUUAGUACCACCUUUGUUUACUUUUUAAUGGCACCACCAUCAUUUUGUUUGCACACAUGACCUGUUCUAUCCAGGAAAAGACUUCUUUCUGCUUAGACUUAAGCCGAGUUUAGGCAUUGCAGUGAUAACGGUGAUAUUAGCCAGAAAGAAUCGUGAACAAAUAGUGAAUUUAUAAUGAUGUAGCAAAUGUCUAACUAUAGCUAUAGCGAUUGAUGAUGAUCAUUUUUGUAUAACACACACAAACACAAGUACAUUUACCAAACAGACGGUGUAAUCGUGUAGAGAUUGUUGUUAACAAUUAGUUAGUUAGUUGUUGUUGCUUUUUGCCUUGUGUCAAAGCUUGUUAGAAGCGAGGAGUUCCGUUGGCACAGAUCAAAGUUAGCUAUGAUGGUGCUAAUCGGUGGGCUCAGUGAGCGUAACAAAGAAUCUUCCAAAUUGCAUAAUGCUCAACAAAGUAACUACAGGAUUGAACAGUCUCUCCAAAGGGGAAAGCGAAAGCGCGAGAAAGUAAAUGAGAUGAAAAUUUAAGGAUAUAAGAACACGCACAAGGAAACAAUUAAAAAGCAUUACUCAAAAAGUUGAAGAUUUUCUGUGAAAAUCCAUAUGACAUGUAGAAGUUUAUACCUAAAUAUAUACACCUAAAUAUAUAUAUAUUAUAUACCAUAUAAAUCUGCAUACAAUAUAUACAUAUAUAAAUAUAUAUAUUUUUAAUGUAGAGAUAUGUUUUGUAAAAGACAAAGGCAUAUUUUUAAAAUUAAAUACCUAAACUAUGCAAAAAUCAAAA
Messenger RNA from Drosophila eugracilis, 2162 nucleotides. RefSeq names its product protein pinocchio (gene Pino). The record is from RefSeq and is a predicted model, not a curated record. Lineage: Eukaryota; Metazoa; Arthropoda; Insecta; Diptera; Drosophilidae. The coding region runs from base 499 to 1014 and encodes 171 amino acids. The transcript is spliced from 4 exons.